Molecule: messenger RNA, 1313 nt
Organism: Tinamus guttatus (white-throated tinamou)
Lineage: Eukaryota; Metazoa; Chordata; Aves; Tinamiformes; Tinamidae
Source: RefSeq, a predicted model, not a curated record
CCCAGCUCAUGAUGAUCACCGAGAGGCGCAGCCCGAGGAGGGGGAGAGGGGCCAGGUGGAAAAACGCAAGUGGGAUUCCUGUCCCUGGGCCACGCGUGAGCCUCAAGCGGCAUCCUGGCUGGAGCCGCCAGCCUUGGCCGUGGGGACUCGGAGCAAGAGCAGGAGGCGCAGGCAGCGCGUGGGCCCGGCCUGUGCUCGCCGGCACCGGGAAUGUGCUCUGGGCAGGAGGCAGCCCAGAGCCAUCAUGGAGGAGAAGAGCUGGGAGUUUGGCCUCUGCCCUGUUACCGGCUCUUGUGCUUUCAAGGGAGCCCUGAUGAGCUCAUACUGGUGCUCGGGGAAAGGUGAUGUUAUCGAAGACUGGUGCAGGUGUGACCUCAACGCCUUCGAUGAGAACGGACUCCCGAACUGCAGCCCUCUCCCUCAGCCUGUUCUGCGGCUCUCCCCUACCGUGGAGCCCUCCAGCACGGUGGUCUCUUUGGAGUGGCUGGAUGUCCAACCCGCAAUCGGAACCAAGGUGUCUGACUACGUCCUGCAGCACAAGAAGGUGGAUGAGUACACGGACACGGACCUCUACACAGGAGAAUCCUUGAGCUUUGCAGAUGAUUUGCUUUCUGGCCUUGCAACCUCCUGUGUGGCAGCAGGAAGGAGCCAUGGAGACGUCCCUGAAACCAGCCUCUAUUCAGUCAUUUUCAAGUGCCUGGAACCAGAUGGUCUGUACAAAUUUACCCUAUAUGCAGUGGAUACACGAGGGAGACACUCGGAGCUGAGCACGGUCACCCUGAGGACAGCCUGCCCGCUGGUAGAUGACAGCAAGGCAGAAGAGAUAGCUGACAAAAUUUACAACCUCUACAAUGGUUAUACCAGCGGGAAGGAGCAGCAGACAGCCUACAACACGCUGAUGGAGGUCUCCGCUUCCAUGCUCUUCCGUGUCCAGCAUCACUACAACUCCCAUUAUGAGAAAUUUGGCGACUUCGUCUGGCGCAGUGAGGAUGAGCUGGGGCCCAGGAAAGCACACCUGAUCCUGAGGAGGCUGGAGAAGGUCAGCAGUCACUGCUCGACCCUCUUGCGCAGCGCCUACAUCCAGAGCCGCACGGAAACCAUGCCCUACCUGUUCUGCCGCAGCGAAGAGGUCCGGCCGCCCAGCAUGGUCUGGUACAGCGUCCUGAAAGACACCAAAGUCACGUGCGAGGAGAAGAUGGUCUCCAUGCUGCGCAACACGUACGGAGAAUCCAAGGGGCGGUGAGGGACCGUGGGGCCUGGAGCUGCGGGAGGUGCCGGCGCUCCGAGGAGUCCAGGGCUCGGGAAACGCUGAG